Chilo suppressalis (striped riceborer) is the source of this 528-nucleotide messenger RNA. The record is from the annotation of a GenBank genome assembly. Lineage: Eukaryota; Metazoa; Arthropoda; Insecta; Lepidoptera; Crambidae.
AUGCCACCAAAAAAACAACCGGAAAAAGGAGGAAAGGCAGCAGGAAGUAGUGGAAAAUCAGCCGGUGAUGCAAAAGAAUCUGCUGCGAAAGAGAAAAAAGGCGGGACAGCUGUCAAAGUACGUCAUAUUUUGUGUGAGAAACAGUCAAAAUGUUUAGAAGCUCUGGAAAAAUUGAAAGCUGGUCAAAAAUUCCCUGAUGUAGCGGCUGCCUACAGUGAAGAUAAGGCACGGCAAGGUGGAGAUCUGGGUUGGAUGACAAGAGGUUCCAUGGAACAAUUUGAUAGAGAUUACACAAAAUUACCUGAUCCUGAAAGAUCAAGAGAAUCCAUAAACUCUGAUAUUGAAGACUUUUCUAGCAGAGAUGUUGGAUUGAAGCUGAGCUUUUUGCGCCUGUGUCAUCUGAUGCAUGUUACUAUGCUCUUAAGUCUUGUUUAUUUCUGCAACAUUUGCCUUUGGUUUGUAAUGACCAAGAAUUCUUCGCCCAGAACACUUAGAUAUACUUUUAAAAUUGCUAUUCCAACUUCAUAA